This is a messenger RNA of Saccharomycopsis crataegensis, 2295 nucleotides long. RefSeq lists its product as uncharacterized. Gene Ontology annotation, biological process: transmembrane transport. Gene Ontology annotation, cellular component: plasma membrane. Gene Ontology annotation, molecular function: oligopeptide transmembrane transporter activity. NCBI's taxonomy places the organism in Eukaryota, Fungi, Ascomycota, Saccharomycetes, Ascoideales, Saccharomycopsidaceae. The record is from RefSeq and is a predicted model, not a curated record. The transcript has a single exon. Bases 1 to 2295 code for a protein of 764 amino acids.
AUGGAGACUGUGAAAGAGCAUCGAUCGAAUGAUCAUGACUUAAAGGACGAAAAAGUCAACUAUGACAUUGAAACUUCCGAAGUCUUUGAGAGCAAAGAGAAUCCAGAACUCCAACAAAUCGAUAUAGAAACCGGUGUUAGAAUAGAGGAAAUCGACCCUAAUGAGAACUCCAUCUACCCAGAAGUCAGAGCUGCCAUUCCUAAUACAGAUGACCCAUCUAUUCCACACAAUACUAUCAGAGCAUGGUUUAUAGGGCUUUUAAUGUGUACACUUGGUGCUGGUCUUAACAUGUUCUUUUCUUUGCGUGCACCAUCUUUUUCUAUCUCUGUGUUUGUCACUACCAUUAUUGCUUGGCCAAUCGGUGCUGCUUGGCACAAGUGCUUGCCAGAAAUCAAUAUUUUUGGUGUGCCAUUGAACCCAGGUCCAUUCAACUUGAAAGAACAUUCUUUGAUUACCAUCAUGGCCAAUGUUUCUUUUGGUGUUGCCUACUGUACCGAUAUCUUGUUGGCUAUGAACAACUAUUACAAAAAGGAUUUCGGUUGGGGUUUCAAUAUUUUGGCUUUAUUGUCUACUCAGUGUAUCGGUUUGUCUCUUGGUGGUUUAGCAAGAAAAGUGUUGGUUUCUCCACCUUCUAUGGUUUGGCCAUCAAACUUGAUCACUGCCACUUUCUUGACUAACAUUCACAUCAACGAUAAUCAGCCUGCAAACGGAUGGACAGUUUCAAGAUUAAAGUUCUUUGCUUUUGCAUUCAUCGCAAGUUUCUGUUGGUACUUUAUCCCAGGCUAUUUGUUCCAAGCUUUAUCAUCAUUUGCGUUUAUGACUUGGAUUUUCCCCCAAAAUGCUGUUGUCAAUCAAUUAUUUGGAGCCACCACUGGUCUCGGGAUGAUUCCUGUCACUUUUGACUGGUACCAAAUUGCUGGUUAUCUUGGAUCUCCAUUGAUUCCACCAGCAAGUGCUAUUUUCACCAUUUUGUUAUCAAUGAUCACCAUCUUCUGGAUCGUUUGUCCGGCCUUGCAUUACUCAAAUGUGUGGCACUCCAAGUAUUUGCCAAUGUCCGACUCAAACACCUACGAUAGAUUCCAGCAAGUUUAUAACGUCAGCAGAAUUGUUGAUGAAAAGUUGAGUUUCAACGAAGCCGAAUACAACAAAUACUCUCCAAUUUAUUUGUCCACUACCUUUUCUAUCUCUUAUGGUUUAUCAUUUGCUGCUAUUACUGCCACCAUCGUCCAUACACUCCUCUUUCACUCUAAGGAUAUCAUGAAACAACUAAAGAGUAAAGAAAAGGAAGAUGUCCACAACAGAUUGAUGAGAGCUUAUAAAGAAUGUCCAGAUUGGUGGUACGCAGUGGUUUUUGUGAUUUUCUUGGCUUUUGCUAUUGUGGCUAUGAGAUGUUGGGAUACUGAAAUGCCUAUUUGGUCAGUGUUUGUUGCCCUCGCAAUUUCCUUCCUCUUCUUGUUCCCAGUUGGGAUUAUUGCUGCCAUCACUAAUAUUAGCAUUGGUUUGAAUGUUUUGACGGAAUUCAUCAUUGGUUACAUGGUUCCAGGUAAGCCAAUUUGUAUGAUGUUUUUCAAGACUUUUGGUUAUAUCACCAAUGCCCAAGCGGUUACAUUUGCUCUGGACAUGAAGCUCGGAUACUACAUGAAAAUUUCUCCUAGAGUUAUGUUUGCUGCACAAUUUGCGGCCACUAUUUGGGGUUCUUUUGUACAACUUUUUGUCAUGAAAUGGGCCCAAGGUAACAUCAAAGGGGUUUGUACAGAACACCAAGAAAACAAAUUCUCUUGUCCUAACGCCAACGUUUUCUACUCUGCGUCGAUUUUAUGGGGUGUUAUUGGUCCUCAAAAACUUUUCUCCCAAGGUCAAUUGUAUUACGGUUUGAUGUUUUUCUUCAUCAUUGGUAUGAUUUUGCCAUUUGUUAACUGGUUGAUUCUCAGAAAAUGGCCAAACUCUCCUGUCAAAUGGCUCAAUUGGCCUGUGUUCUUCUCAGGUACCGGUUACAUUCCACCAGCUUCUCCAUAUAAUUACGGAACUUGGUGUAUGGUUGGUUUGAUUUUCAACUGGUUCAUCAAGAAGAAGUGGUUCGCCUGGUGGUCCAAGUAUAACUACUCCUUGUCUGCUGGUUUAGACAUUGGUUUAGCUUGGUCCUCAUUGUUAAUCUUCUUCUGUUUGACUUUUACCCAGGUGGCCGCUCCGAAAUGGUGGGGUAAUACGGUGAUUGAAAAUACCAUGGACGCCACCGAUACUGCUUUCAACAUUGUUUUGAAAGAUGGAGAAUUCUUUGGUCCAUCUUCUUGGUAA